Messenger RNA from Scomber japonicus (chub mackerel), 1063 nucleotides. Its product is annotated as trace amine-associated receptor 6. Bases 29 to 1063 code for a protein of 344 amino acids. NCBI's taxonomy places the organism in Eukaryota, Metazoa, Chordata, Actinopteri, Scombriformes, Scombridae. Gene Ontology annotation, biological process: G protein-coupled receptor signaling pathway, coupled to cyclic nucleotide second messenger; chemical synaptic transmission. The transcript has a single exon. Gene Ontology annotation, molecular function: neurotransmitter receptor activity; G protein-coupled serotonin receptor activity. The record is from RefSeq and is a predicted model, not a curated record. Gene Ontology annotation, cellular component: dendrite; membrane.
AUGUGAAUGUGCAGCAUCCGUUAAUCCAAUGAUUGAGACCAGCACGCCGACCAUGAUGGACAGCACUGAGCCGGCACAUUGCACCGUGUGCUGCUGCACGCUGGUCAACAAAAUCCUGAUGGUGCUCUUUAUGGUGCUGCUGAUCUUCGCCAUCUUGUUUGGGAACUUGGUGACUCUGGCGGUGGUGCUUGGGACCAAACACUUCCACACGUCGCAGGGGUACCUGAAGGCAUCACUCGCCGUGGCCGAUCUGGCUGUGGGGAUAUUCGUGGUGCCGCUGUCAGUCUACGCCGAGGUCUAUCUCAUGGUGACCGACUCUGCUCCAGAGUGGACUUCAUACAACUCUCAGUCGGUGAGUUUCCACCCGUGCAACGUCAUCGGUCCCAUCUUCGCCGGGUGCACUUUAGUCUCCAUUACCACCAUCUUCCUGCUGACGAUCGAGCGCAGCAUCGCCGUGUUGAGGCCGCUGCAUAAAGACGCAGUGAUUACACGUAAAAGGACAACGAUCCUCAUCAUCCUUUCCUGGGUGGGGAGUUUCUUCCUGGCGGUGUCUCCGAUGGUUUUCAGCAGUGAGAUCGCUCUGGAGUACAACUCCUGCAGCCGGAUGUGUAAUUACGCUUUGGGGACCAUCGGCGAGUUCCCGAGCCAGGCGUGGAACAUCCUCCUCCUCUUCCCGGCUUUUGACUUCACCCUCCUCGGUGGCACUGUGGUUAUUAACAUGAUUUCUCUGUCCAGCAUCAGGCAGCACUCGAAGCGCAGGAAACACCUGGCAGAGACCGAAAGCCAAAGCAAAACCAAGCCUACGUUCUCCGACAUCAAGGCAGCCAAAACCAUCGGGACGCUGACGGUGGCCUUCACCGCGUCGUUUACGCCCAUCGCCGUCUUUGUGGUGGGGAACGUUUUGGGGAAUGUGUGGUGCAACUUUUCCUUUUUCGCCUUCUGGAUUUUGGCCACCAACAGUUGCUGGAAUGUGAUUAUAUACAGCGUGUGGGAUCAGAAGUUCAGGCUCUGCGCACACAAGCUCCUGAUGCCUUUCCAGAGAAGAGACACAACCAAAACCUAA